GAAGGUCAAGCAAGGGAGGCCAGGUGGCAGUUGUCUCAGAGUGAAGGUAUAUGGAUGAGGAUGUGGCUACGGGACCUUCACUGGAGUACCGUAACGUCCAGCAGUCAUCAUGCUCCUUCUCCUUUGUGUCGUCGUGGGCCUCGCCACCUCCAUCCACGGCCAGGAGGGGAACCCAGACGACUAUAUCCAUACGCUUGGCGCCACCAUCUGGGGAUUCUGGGGCCAGACGGAAUCUUGUGCCAAUGGAUCCUAUGCCUACGGUUUUGAAAUAAAAGUGGAGGAUGAGCACGGCCUUCUCGAGGAUGAUACAAGUGUUAACGCUAUCCAGCUGUUCUGCCGUACUCCUGAGGGCGUCAACACCGGUGAGGUCACCUCCUCCACCAUGAGCUUCGGCUCCUGGACCGGCGCCCAACUCUGUGGAGCCAAUUUCCUCAAUGGCUACGAUCUAAAGAGCCACGCUGACGAGGGAGCCAUCGGGGACAACACGGCCGCCAACGCACUGCGCAUGUACUGCAUAGACGAGUCGGAGUACCUGGAAGCCCCAGGCAACAAGUGGGGCCACUGGCUGGGGCCCUCCUUCUGCCGGAGUGGGAUGGCUGUGUGUGGCAUUAUGACUCGGGUGCAGGAGGACCAGGGAGGCCUCAGUGAUGACACUGCCCUCAAUGACGUCAGGUUCCUCUGCUGUGACCUCCCUGCUUGAUACUACAUGCAUCACAUCUCUUAUAAGUUUGAAUUAAAGAAUACCCUAUGUA
This is a messenger RNA of Procambarus clarkii (red swamp crayfish), 752 nucleotides long. Its product is annotated as vitelline membrane outer layer protein 1 homolog. NCBI's taxonomy places the organism in Eukaryota, Metazoa, Arthropoda, Malacostraca, Decapoda, Cambaridae. The record is from RefSeq and is a predicted model, not a curated record.